UGACUUUCUCAUUAUUUCCUUUGUCUCGUUCCCAUCAUUAGCCACAUCAAAAGCAUAAACAAAAAUCUGGGUUUUGAUGUUGUUCGGUUAAAUUCUUGCGGGUUUUCUUGUUUUUUUGCAAUUUGUUUGAUAAUGGACAUUGAAUCCUCUUCGGGGUCAGCUGAAAGAUUCAAGCUUUACGAUGAGCUGGAAUUGCAGGAGUUUCAGGACAAGUUUGUGAUCAAAUCCCAUGAAUCCCCCAAUCAAGGCUUCUGGAUUAGCCGUCGUGAUGGGAACAUCAAUUUACUUGAUGGUGACAUGAACUCAGAAAGUCCAUCAAGGACAUCUACAAUUUAUGGCGUGGUGGGAACAAUAAGAUUGGUUGUAGGAACCUAUGCCAUUGUAAUAACCUCUCGGAAGGAAGUUGGAAGUUUCCUUGGUUUUCCAGUAUAUCGUUUGAUGUCUAUGAGAGUACUUGCCUGUAAUGACGCUCUGAGGUUUUCAACUGCUCAAGAAAAAAGGGAUGAGACUUACUUCAUGACUCUGUUGAAAAUUGUGGAGUCAAUGCCAGGCUUGUACUAUUCAUACGAAACAGAUAUUACAUUAAACUUGCAGAGAAGAAGCAAUUUAAUAGAAGGGUGGAUGAGUAAGCCAAUCUGGAAGCAGGCUGACCCUCGAUUUGUUUGGAACAAACAUCUUUUGGAGGAGCUUAUUGAGUCCAAGCUUGACAGAUUCAUCAUGCCCCUAGUACAAGGGAAUAUCCUUAAUUUCCAAGUGGCUGAACUGAAGCUAAAAGAGUCAUGUGCUACGGUAACAUUAUUUUCAAGGAGAUGUACACGGCGUCUAGGAACAAGAAUGUGGAGAAGGGGAGCUAACCUCGAAGGUGACACUGCCAAUUUCAUUGAAACUGAACAGUUGCUUGAAAUUGAAGAAUUCAGGUCCUCAUCUUUGCAGAUUCGAGGUUCAAUUCCUCUUCUGUGGGAGCAGAUUGUUGAUCUAAGCUAUAAACCGCACCUUAGGGUUAUUAGUCAUGAGCAAACACCAAAUAUUGUGGAGCGUCAUUUUCAUGAUCUCUCACAAAGAUACGGAGAGGUAGUAGCAGUUGAUCUAACUGAUAAACAUGGUGAAGAAGGUCAAUUAAGUGCAGCAUAUGCUGCUGAAAUGCAAAAUCAGCAAAAUGUGAGAUAUGUGUCUUUUGAUUUCCAUCAUCACUGUGCGAGCUCAAACUUUGAUAAUCUGAAAAUCCUCUAUGAUCAAAUCUUAGAAGAUUUUGAAAAGCAAAGAUACUUCUUGAUAGAUAGAAAAGGAAAUGUACUAGAGGAGCAGAGAGGAAUUAUCAGAGCAAACUGCAUCGAUUCCCUUGAUCGAACAAAUGUAACUCAGUGUUAUCUGGCCCAGAAGUCAUUAAAUCUACAGUUGCAGAGGAUUGGAGUGCUUACAUUGUCUGAGUGCAUUUCAAUGUUUGGCGAGGAAUAUGGAAAAUUUAGAAUAUUGUGGGCAGAGCAAGGUGAUGAGAUAAGCCUUGAGUAUGCUGGGACUCAUGCUCUCAAAGGGGACUUAGUUAGAUAUGGAAAACAAACAAUAGCUGGAAAAAUUAAAGAUGGGAUGAGCGCAAUUUCACGAUAUUACUUGAAUAACUUCACUGAUGGGAUUCGGCAGGAUGCCCUGGAUCUGAUAAGCGGUCACUAUACUGUCAGCAGAAAUGCUCCUUCUCCCUUGCAGCCCAAUAGCUUUGAACCUUUUUCUAAAACUGUGAACAUGCAGUACCUCCCUGUGGCAUCAGCUUUGAUAAUUGGAGGUUUGACAGCAACAACCUUCACUCUUCAGCAAGCGGGCCGAAAUGCACAGCAUUAUGUGUCUUCUGUAUUCUUUGCUGGAAUAACUGCUGGGGUCAUGGCCAUUGUUAAAGCUAAUGGAAGGCAAUUAUGUUCAAGGCCCCGUUUGUGUGGUCUCUUGUGAUACAAGUAAUUAUGGUUCUUUACCACCCCUUUGAUCAAAAUGUCAAAAAUUUGUGUGGCCUCAUUCUAGGUGAUUGUAAAUAUGAUGUUAUGUUGAUAAAUAUAUUGUUCUCGGAUAGGUAGCUAUGCAUGAACUGCUGAUAUCAAUUGGUACAUGCGCCUAUUCAAUUGUCCAGCUGUUGGUUAAGAUCAACAUAUAAAGCAAAAACGGAAAACAAAAUUAAGGUUGCUCAAAGUUGCUAGGCUCAAAGGGGUAUGAUAAAAAGUAGUAUUUAUCAAUGGUGGAAAAUGUACUUUCAAAUCACUUGAUACCAUUGUAAUGAUCAUAUAAAUUAUAAUUGAGUUAGUCUUGGAGCAGUGGUAAGGUUGUUAUUUAUUAUCAAAAGAUUACAAUUUUGAGUUUGGUUUUUGCAAAAAUUGCAAAGACAAGUUUGCAUAUAAUUUAUCCUCACCCUUAUUUUCGUAAUCUUGUAAAUCAGAGUUUGUCCUUAUAAGUGUAAAAUAAUUUAUUUAUUUUUCUAAAAUUUAUCUCAAACAACCUCACUCAACUUUAAUCAGAAGGGCAGAAAAUGA
Messenger RNA from Gastrolobium bilobum, 2510 nucleotides. Its product is annotated as phosphoinositide phosphatase SAC8. The transcript is spliced from 20 exons. NCBI's taxonomy places the organism in Eukaryota, Viridiplantae, Streptophyta, Magnoliopsida, Fabales, Fabaceae. Gene Ontology annotation, cellular component: endoplasmic reticulum. Gene Ontology annotation, molecular function: phosphatidylinositol-4-phosphate phosphatase activity. The record is from RefSeq and is a predicted model, not a curated record. Gene Ontology annotation, biological process: phosphatidylinositol dephosphorylation. The coding region runs from base 133 to 1938 and encodes 601 amino acids.